Cyclopterus lumpus (lumpfish) is the source of this 3965-nucleotide messenger RNA. It is a transcript of the gene tespa1, whose product is annotated as thymocyte expressed, positive selection associated 1. The transcript is spliced from 13 exons. The record is from RefSeq and is a predicted model, not a curated record. Lineage: Eukaryota; Metazoa; Chordata; Actinopteri; Perciformes; Cyclopteridae. Gene Ontology annotation, molecular function: signaling receptor binding. Bases 431 to 2338 code for a protein of 635 amino acids.
GCGAAGGAUCGCUGCUUUCGUCCAAUGGAGAAGGUCAUUUCUGCCAACGGGCAUCAACGAGCCAAUGUAAUUGGCUCAAAGGCGGAGAAUUGGGUGGGACCAAGCAUGCUGCGUCCCGCGCUGAUGAACCCGAUCACUUCCUCCAGUCAGCCUGCUCAGACUCAGACUCCAUCAGCCUGUAAUGAUCCGCACCGCGCGUGCAGGACAGCUGACACGACUCCGAAGAAGCGACCAGAUGCUCGUCCCCGCAAGGCAAUCAGUGGAAACUACAACAGGAUGGAUGCAGUUUGAGAGUUUGCUAAAGAUUGCAGAUCACUUUCAGAGAUCUCAGCCUUCGACAACAGGAAACGAGAGAAAGGGCGACGCUGACUGAACUGAAACCUGCGUCCAUGAAGCUUCAACCCCACCAGGCUGUCUGUGAACUGAGGAGAUGGAGAGCCCGUCGUCCACAGUGAGGCGGCGAGCCUGGAUCAACAGCAGCCGACAGCAGACCACUCUGGAGGAGUUGGACCCUGACGGACCGCUCUGCAACCUCCCCUCGGCCUCGAUAGCAGACGACGAUGUCUUUUCUGACGGAUGCUUCACAGGAAAGAUUGAGAACUGGCUCCUGGGUUGUGGGUCAAAGAAGAACGGUCAGCUGAGUUUUGAGUCUGUGAAACCCAGCAACUUUGACGAUGAGCUCAGUCUUGGUGCUGAUGCUACUUUGAUAAACGUUGGAGAGAGUACAUCUGAAGCUCGCAUCGGACAGCAUCCUUCCCCCAAAAAAGGUCCCAGCAGACUCACCAGUACCCCUCGUCAGCAACUAUGUCCACCAUCGCUGAACUUGGGCCAUAGCAUGGCCUCCAGCUGCCUCUCCUCCUCCACCAGUACAAGUACAUCAAGUGUAUCGGAGAUCCUGCAGUUGUGCUCGGAGGAUGCUGAGGAGACGCUGUACGAGCUGGGUUUCGGCCGUGAUGAGCCGCAGGUCACCGUUCGCAUCCCGCCGCGCUUCUUCACCUUCCCGUCUUUGUCUCAGGGCAUCAACUUCCGCCUCUUCCUUGACUCACAGCUACGGCGGAUACGAGAGGAAGACCACAGCCUCACUCUUGCUAGUCGUUUUAGACAAGUGCAAGUGCUCACAGCAAUGGCCAACGCUUUCUACUCCCUCUACUCUCAUGUGUCCCGCACUCCUCUUCAGAAACUGGCCCCACCAGAGUGUACCUUCUCCUCGUCUUCCGUGGAGAGGAUCGAACGCUUCAGGAGCAACAUCCGCAGCGAGCCACGUUCUCCUGUGGAGAGGCUGAAGGACACUGUCUCCAAGAUGUGUCUCUACACGGGUUCUCUUCGGGGGUCAGACUCCACCUCUCCACAGCCCUCGCCCGGAAAAAGGCCCAGCCUCCCUGAUGUUGUGUCUAUAGUCCUGGAGAAAGUCAAGACUGGGGCCACCAAGAAACUGGAUUUAGGGGUAAAUGAUAGUAAAUCAGCUGUGGAUGUGAGGCUGGUCACGGAUGAUGAUGAAUCUUGGCACAGUGGUAAAGAGGAGCAAACACAGCGGACCGCGGCGGACACAGACCUUCUUCAAAAUGGAAAUACGAUCCUUCAUAAGGAGAUGCAGGGCACUAAACAAACAGAUAAAGCUGAUGGCGAUGAAAAUGGCGUCAAACCAGGAGAGCUUGCCAGAAGGACUCGGCGUGAAGGAACAUCUCUAGCGUCAUCAUUGUCAGGAGAAACUGUGAUAGAAACAGAUCAUCAGUUCAUUUCAACUCAAAGUGACACAAUGACUGCUGAUCUGAAACCAGUUGCCAAGCUUACGUAUGAUCUAAUCUGCCCGCAGAUAGUGGAGCGUGUACACCAAGCGCUUUUCUGCUGUCGAGACACACAUGGUGCCAAAACAAACACCUCACCUCCUAUCUCCUCUGAGACUUGGAGCAUCGAUAGAUCAUGUCUUGGAUCACAUAAACCCGAUGUACAAACCGCUUUCUCUGAGUCUGAUGCCAGACAGCUGGGUGGAUCCAGGUCACUUCCUGUCCUGGCAUUCAAUGGUAGCAAUGCCCGGUGCUGCAUCACUGUGACUGGUUGGGAAGGGGACGACGUCUCUUCUACUGUCCCACCUGUCCAGUCGUUCAACGGGGGGAAAAGCCGGUACCUGAAUCCACAGACGCACCAGGGCCUCGGGCACAACUCAAAGAACCUGCAACAGGUUAACUCCUUUGAGCUGGAGGAGGUGCACAGUGCAGGUGAGGACGAUUUUGGACAAUUAGAGACUAUAAAAACAACAACCUGCCAGUUGUCCAAAGAACAUCAAUAUAAAGGUACAUUUAUAUUUUAUUAUUAUUUCUGUGAAUUCAAUGUUAUAUGAUCACAGGUCAUACAGUUUUUAGAAUCAGACCAGAAUUAGAAUCAGCUGUGUAAACAUACAAGGGACAAAGUUAAAGAUGAAUUUGACUAAUAGCAUUAUUUUUCUCUAAUUUGUCAUAGAUGGCGCGUUAAUAUUGUUAUUGUGUAAUCUUUUAAUCGUGUGGUGGAAAUGUGAUCUCAUGACAGCCCUAGUCACAACAAAAACAGCAUUCACAAAGUUCUAAAUGUGUGAAGAAAAGGGUGUUAACAGUCAACACCGUUAACAGUUUAUACACGGAUGUUUGCAGAAAUUUGUAUACAAAAUGUAUUGUUAAACUUGAGUAUUUUAAUUCAGGCCCACUGUAGCUCUCGUAACCAGGUCAGAAAUGAUGUGUGGACCUAAAUAGUUUAGACAAAUGUAUAUAGAAAAGGAUGCAUGCGUGAGCACCUGUGUACACAUCAUAGGAUGUAUGUUUAUUUUACACAAAAUGAAAUAAAUGCGUGAGCACGUGUUUACGUGUCAUAGGAUGAAUGCGUGAGCACAUGUUUACUCGUCAUAGGAUGAAUGCGUGAACACGUGUUUACUCGUCAUAGGAUGAAUGCAUGAGCACUGUGUUUACUCGUCAUAGGAUGAAUGCAUGAGCACGUGUUUACUCGUCAUAGGAUGAAUGCAUGAGCACGUGUUUACUCGUCAUAGGAUGAAUGCGUGAGCACGUGUUUACUCGUCAUAGGAUGAAUGCAUGAGCACGUGUUUACGUGUCAUAGGAUGAAUGCAUGAGCACGUGUUUACGCAUCAUAGGAUGUGCAUGAGCACGUGUUUACUCGUCAUAGGAUGUGCGUGAGCACGUGUUUACGCGUCAUAGGAUGAAUGCAUGAGCACGUGUUUACUCGUCAUAGGAUGAAUGCAUGAGCACGUGUUUACUCGUCAUAGGAUGAAUGCAUGAGCACGUGUUUACGUGUCAUAGGAUGAAUGCAUGAGCACGUGUUUACGUGUCAUAGGAUGAAUGCAUGAGCACGUGUUUACUCGUCAUAGGAUGUGCGUGAGCACGUGUUUACUCGUCAUAGGAUGAAUGCAUGAGCACGUGUUUACUCGUCAUAGGAUGAAUGCAUGAGCACGUGUUUACUCGUCAUAGGAUGAAUGCAUGAGCACGUGUUUACGUGUCAUAGGAUGAAUGCAUGAGCACGUGUUUACGUGUCAUAGGAUGAAUGCAUGAGCACGUGUUUACGCAUCAUAGGAUGUGCAUGAGCACGUGUUUACUCGUCAUAGGAUGUGCGUGAGCACGUGUUUACUCGUCAUAGGAUGAAUGCGUGAACACGUGUUUACUCGUCAUAGGAUGAAUGCAUGAGCACGUGUUUACUCGUCAUAGGAUGAAUGCAUGAGCACGUGUUUACGUGUCAUAGGAUGAAUGCAUGAGCACGUGUUUACUCGUCGUAGGAUGUGCGUGUGAGCACCCGUUUACACAACAUUAAAUAAAUGCGUGAGCAUGUGUUUACUCGUCAUAGGAUGAAUGCGUGAGCACGUGUUUACUCGUCAUAGGAUGAAUGCGUGAGCACGUGUUUACUCGUCAUAGGAUGUGCGUGAGCACGUUUACUCGUCAUAGGAUGAAUGCGUGAGCACGUGUUUACAGUGCAUGGAGUUGUUGCCUGAC